CUUGUUCAGUUAUUAUCACAAACACUGAGGCAGUUUGCCAUCUCGGUCCACUAAAUCGUUAAUCGGCCCCCAUUGUUGCAGACAGGAUAUUAAAUUUCCAGUGGGAUUCCCAAUUUUUACAAUCGAUUUCAGCGUAUAUUGGUGACUUGUUUAUUCUUUGAAGCCCCUGUAGCAUGUCUGCUUGGUGGUUUCUUUAAGUACUUGGCUGCUAAAUUGUCAUCAUUGACUGAAAAGCUUUGGAUCACAUCACAAGCUUUCUUGCCAUGAUGCUGUUGUCAAGGACUGUUGAUCAGAUCCCUUAGGAGCCUGAUCCAUCUUGAGACCAGGAGAUAGUUGCUCCAUCUUUCUGCAUCCUUGCUCCUUGAUACCAAUCUUUGGAUCCGUGUUUGUUAUCUUGGGUUUUUUUUUUUUACUGUAUAAUAAGAACUGCUACAUGUACAUGCAGUGUAUGGUCUUUAGCUGAUGUGUUUGAGCAAAACUGAGCAGUGACUUUAGUCCACAGAACUUCAUGUAAAUUGAAGUUCAUUGAGAAACGUAUAUUGACUGCAUUGAUAAUAAACAGCCUGAAUAUGACAUCCUUAAUUGAACCAAAGAACAUCAAAUCAGUCAUCUUAAUUGUCAUCAUUGGCUGCCUUGGUGUAAAUGCCGUUUGCAAACCAGGUUGGAUAGAACACAGCUCAUCUUGCUACAAGUUCACAGAUAAUGGCACAAACUGGGAGAAUGCAAACACAUACUGCCAAGGGCUUGGUGGCAUGCUGUUGGUCAUUGAGUCAGAGGGAGAGAAUGAAUUCAUUGCAGAAGAAAUGAGAAAUUCAGGCAUGUCCAGCACCUGGCUUGGCUGUAAUGAUAUAAGCAUGGAGGGCGCAUGGGUGUGUUAUCCUGAAGGUGUCAAGAGCAUGCAGUAUGAGAACUGGGCAGAAGGUCGACCAAAUGACUGGAAUGGCCAGGACUGUGCAGCAAUAUACAAGUAUUCUGAGAGGCAUGGCACCUGGGAUGACAUAUCUUGCAAUGAGUGGAAUGACAUGUACACCAUAUGUGAGACAAGCAGCAGAGUCUCUGCCACGUCCUGCUACAUCCUGGGUCCUGAUGGCCGCAUUCAACCAUAAACCUGGGCCAAGCCUGCAUCUACAUACAUCAAUCCCCUUCUGUAUCCAGACACUGACUCACAACUACGUACAGGUUCUGUUGGUUUUACAUCAAUUUUAACAGUUUACUUGGAAAUAUCUCUUUUCUCCUACACUUAACACAAUGGCCAUUCAUUUGAAUUAUACAUUGCCCUGGAGAAACAAUGGAUGAUCCUUCAUACAUGUUUUACUGAAUGGACAAAAAACUCUUUAUUCUGGAUUCUGUAAUUUUGGCUGCUCUUGCUCAUAACAUUCUGACAAAACUGAAACACACAAGAACAUUGAGUUGUAAUAAUAUGGGCAAUGAACAGUUCAGUAGGAACUUUGCUCAAGAAUGAAAGCUAAGUGAGAAAACAAAAAAACUAACUUCAACAGCGUGGAUGUUGUUGCUUCAGCGAAGUUCGGUUUGAUGCAAAAUUUGAUCACAUGUCAUCUGCCAUCAAAGAUUGAUGGUAGUCUAUUGAUUUGUAUCUGAUGACGAAGGAUAAACACACUCAACAGUUCAGGCACUAAUAAAACUUCAUAGAAGAAAUUGACUGAAACAGUCCAUAUUUUGUUGCUUUAGCAAACUCUGCUAUGAUGCAAAACAGGAUCAUGUCAUCUCUAAUCAAGUCAGGAGGCAAUAUUGACUUGAUAAAUUGAGGAGAACCUUGAAACUAUGACAGGCUCAGCAACUGAUGUGUAAUUGAGUCUGUCAGUCAGAAAUGAUGAGUAGUUGUUGAUGGUAGAAGUCUUGAUUGUCUAAAUCUUGACACGCUGUCAUCUCUCUAAUGCAAUAACGUUACUGAGUCCAUUGUCACUCUACCUACCAGUGUUGUUAAACGGAAGUCUAUCUCAGACGAUAUUAAAUUUACCAAGCUUGAAAAGGCAGCUGACGUGCUGCAAACCAGAUAUCAGUUGAGCACAGUGUGUGAUUGCGGCAGUUGGUUCCAUAGUGGAAGGAUGUUCAGAACCAUGCUGUGAUAACCACACUGAAGA
Patiria miniata (bat star) is the source of this 2102-nucleotide messenger RNA. Its product is annotated as perlucin-like protein. Lineage: Eukaryota; Metazoa; Echinodermata; Asteroidea; Valvatida; Asterinidae. The coding region runs from base 570 to 1106 and encodes 178 amino acids. Gene Ontology annotation, molecular function: signaling receptor activity. The record is from RefSeq and is a predicted model, not a curated record. The transcript has a single exon.